Messenger RNA from Aegilops tauschii subsp. strangulata, 3010 nucleotides. Its product is annotated as putative serine/threonine-protein kinase-like protein CCR3. Gene Ontology annotation, molecular function: ATP binding; protein kinase activity. The record is from RefSeq and is a predicted model, not a curated record. Lineage: Eukaryota; Viridiplantae; Streptophyta; Magnoliopsida; Poales; Poaceae. Gene Ontology annotation, biological process: protein phosphorylation.
CCCCCGUCCACUCCUCCCCAACCCCGCCGCGUCCCGCCCGCCCUUUUACCUUUUCCACGGGCUCUAAUUUAAUCCGUCCGUCCGCGCCCCCGCCCCGUCCUCUGAUCCUCUGAUCCUCUGCUCCGCUCCUACUCCCGCCACCGUCACCGCCUCCGCCCCCUCGUGCGCGCCGCCGCCCAGCGCCUCGCAGAUGACGGCCGCCGCCGUCACGCUCUCCCUCCAAUGACCCGCGCGCAGUCCAUACCCCAGCUCGCCGCGGCGCUCCUCCUCCCCUUCCUCCUCCUGCUGCUGCUGCUCGCGCACGCGGAGGUCGCGGCCUCCACGCUCGCCGUCGCGGGGGGCUCCGCCGUCUGCGGCGUCGCCGCCGACAACGGCACCGUCUACUGCGUCGCGGCCACAGCCGGCUCGUCGGCCUACAACGCCUCCGCCUCCCCCGUCGCGCCGCAGCUCGUCUUCUCGCAGGUCUCGGGCGGCGCGGGGUUCCUCUGCGGCGUCGGCGCGGUCCCAGGCGGCGGCGGCGCACCGGGGGCGCUCUUCUGCUGGGCGCCGGCCGCGCCGGGGCAGCUCAGGCGGGUGUACAGGGGCCCUGCCCCGCUCUCGGACCUCGCCGUCGGGGCCGACCACGUCGCGGCGUACGACGGGCAGGCGCGCGGGAUCCGAUGGUGGAGGAGGGGGUCUGGCCAGUUCCCGGAGCUGGCCCUCGGCGCGUUCGGCUCCCUCGUCUCCGGCGACGGCUUCACCUGCGCGCUCCAGACCGGCAACUCCUCCUCCGCGGUCCGAUGCUGGGGCCUGCGGGGUAGCGACGUGCAGGCGGCCUUCGCCAACGUCUCCGUGUCGUCCCUCGCCGCGGGGGGCUCCCGCGCGUGCGGCGUGGUGUCGGCCACCGGCGCCGUGCUCUGCUCUGGCUUUGUUGACAAGCUCCCGCAGAACGACAUCUACCCGCACGGGCUCGCCGUCGGCGACUCCCACGCCUGCGGGCUCCGGCGGCCUAACCGCACCGCCGUGUGCUGGAACCUCGCGGGACCGACCCCCACCAUGUACUACCCGGCCUUCGGGACGGCGUUCGAGUUCCUCGUCGCCGGUGGCAACCUCACGUGCGGCCUCGUCACCGCCAACUUCACCGUGCAGUGCUGGUCGUCGACCUCGUCGGUGGUGGACAACGAGGCGGUGAUGGUGCCGUUGCCCGCGAUUCUCCCCGGCUCCUGCGUCCGCAACGAGUCCUCGUGCGAAUGCGGCGUUUACCCUCGGUCCGGAGAGCUCUGCGCGAGCGCGGGCGCGGGCGGCGGCGUUAUCUGCAAUAGGCUGUGCGACAACUCGACGCCGCCGCCGGCACCGGCGUCGCCUCCUCAGUCACCAACCACGGCUACAAAGCCAGUGUCCAAAGUCUGGAUCGCCUUCGCCGUCGUCGGCGCGGUCGGCGUCUUCGCUGGCAUCUGCUCUAUCAUCUACUGCUUCGUCUUCGGCUUCUGCAGCCACAAGAGGAUCCACAACUCCGUCCAGCCCAAUAUCGCCAGCAACGCGCCCGCUGCGGCGGCGGAUAACGUCGGUGCCGUCGGCGUCGGAGUCGGCGCCGUGGCGAGCCCCUACGGCUCGCCGAACGGGUCACGGGCGCGUGGCCUCUUCCGGCGGCAGCUCUCCCGCGCCAUGACGCGGCAGCGCAGCGGGCCGUCGUCCUUCAACUUCAAGGAGCACACCGAGGAGUACACGUUCGCGCAGCUGGCGACGGCGACGAACGGCUUCGCACCGGAGGCCAAGAUCGGCGCGGGAAGCUUCGGCACUGUUUACCGGGGCAAGCUCCCCGACGGGCGCGAGGUUGCCAUCAAGCGCGGCGAGGCGUCAGGGCCAAUGGCGCGCAAGUUCCAGGAGAAGGAGAGCGCGUUCCGGUCGGAGCUGGCCUUCCUCUCCCGCCUCCACCACAAGCACCUGGUCGGCCUGGUGGGCUACUGCGAGGAGAACGACGAGCGGCUGCUGGUGUACGAGUACAUGAAGAACGGCGCGCUCUACGACCACCUCCACCCCAAGGGCGGCGGCGCCGACGCCGACGCGGCGUCGCCGGUGGUGUCGUCGUGGAAGCUGCGCAUCAAGAUCCUGCUGGACGCGUCGCGGGGCAUCGAGUACCUGCACUCGUACGCCGUGCCGCCCAUCAUCCACCGCGACAUCAAGUCGUCCAACAUCCUGCUGGACGGCGGGUGGGUGGCGCGCGUGUCGGACUUCGGGCUGUCGCUGAUGGGCCCGCCGGAGACGGAGGAGGCGGGCGGCGCGCAGGCGCCGCAGCAGCACCUGUCCAUGAAGGCCGCCGGCACGGUGGGGUACAUGGACCCGGAGUACUACGGCCUGCACCACCUCACCGUGAAGAGCGACGUGUACGGCUUCGGCGUGGUGAUGCUGGAGACGCUAACGGGGAAGCGCGCCAUCUUCAAGGAGGCCGAGGGCGGGAGCCCCGUGAGCGUGGUGGACUACGCGCAGCCGAGCAUCGUGGCCGGGGAGCUCGGCAAGGUGCUGGACGGGCGCGCGCCGGAGCCCUCGCCGCACGAGGCCGAGGCCGUCGAGCUGGUGGCGUACACGGCCGUGCACUGCGUGCGGCUCGAGGGCAAGGACCGGCCGGCGAUGGCCGACAUCGUGGCCAACCUAGAGACGGCGUUCGCGCUCUGCGAGGGCAGCGCGGGCGGCAGCCGCGGCGCCGGCGGCACCACCACGGGCGGCGGCUUCGGCAACAGCUCGUCCAGCGCCAGCCUCUCCAUGACGUCCAUGGAGCUGUCGGGACGGCUCGCGGAGUAGCUAAAUCCCUUCGUGAAAAUUCGAAUCCAGGAGUUUCAAAUUGUGAUUAGCCCGGGAAGGAGGAGGCGAGGUCCUUGGAUCGUAAUCCGUUUGUUAGUUCAUUGAUUUUUGAUUUGAGGGUAGAUUUUGGAACCGGAGAGGUCUCUCUCUGUGUGUGUGAUCUGUGCUGUGAUUAUCUCGCUCAUCUCACACAUUUUGUUCUUGGUGGAUGUACAUGAUCGUAUUGAACUGA